This is a messenger RNA of Phaethon lepturus (White-tailed tropicbird), 573 nucleotides long. It is a transcript of the gene TMEM37, whose product is annotated as transmembrane protein 37. Gene Ontology annotation, cellular component: membrane. The record is from RefSeq and is a predicted model, not a curated record. Gene Ontology annotation, molecular function: calcium channel activity; voltage-gated monoatomic ion channel activity. The transcript has a single exon. Lineage: Eukaryota; Metazoa; Chordata; Aves; Phaethontiformes; Phaethontidae. The annotation marks the transcript as partial.
GCGCAAAGGCUGCUGGCACACCGGAGACCACGGAAAUCCUUCUUUGAGACGCUCAUCAGGAGCCUGAUCAUCUUGUGCGUGGCGAUAGCGGUGGUCUUGUCAUCCAUCUCUGUCUGCGAUGGCCGCUGGCUCUUCACGAGGGGGCAGCUCUUUGGACUGUGGCACUUCUGCACCGUUAGCAAUGGCAGCGUCCUGAAGUGUGUCACUGACCUCAGCCUGGCCAACGUGGAGGGGCUGAGCGUGGGGGUGAUUCCCAUAAGAAGCAUGGUGUCCUUUGCUGUUGUGGUUGCUAUAUUUGGCCUGGAGCUCCUGAUGGUGUCCCAAGUCUGCGAGGAUGCCAAUGCAAGACGGAAGUGGUCUGUGGGCUCGAUCCUCAUCCUCAGCUCAUUUUUGCUGUCGGCCACUGGGGUUCUGAGCUUCUCCAUCCUUGUCAAGGAUCACCUCACCUUCAUGGGCUUCACACUGACGUACUGGUGUGAGUUCGUUGCUGCCUUUCUCUUCUUCCUUAAUGGGAUCAGUGGACUUCACAUCAACAGCCUCACACAAGCCAGGAACAGCAUAGGCAAAAUCUAG